Podarcis muralis (Common wall lizard) is the source of this 468-nucleotide messenger RNA. The record is from RefSeq and is a predicted model, not a curated record. Lineage: Eukaryota; Metazoa; Chordata; Lepidosauria; Squamata; Lacertidae.
AUGCAUUCUAAAAGUCAAUCCUGCGCUGUCCCAUCUAUUGGCCUUGGACAUUGUGGAUACGGCGGUGGAUACGGCGGUGGAUAUGGCGGUGGCAUCAUCGGAGGUGGUGGCAUCGGAGGUGGCAUCAUCGGAGGUGGUGGCUUCGGUGGCGGCGUAUCAUCCAGCAGCCUUGGCAUAGUCCCCGGGGCCAAUGUUUCCUGCGUCAGCCAAAUUCCAUCAUCAGAAGUGGUGAUCCAGCCAGCUCCAGUUGUGUUGACCAUCCCAGGACCCAUCCUCACUUCAAGCGAGCCAAUGUCUGUGGGAGGUUACAGUCCAUGUGCUUCCGGUUAUGGCUAUGGGUCUUCUGGUUAUGGCUAUGGGUCUUCUGGCUAUGGCUAUGGGUCUUCUGGUUAUGGCUAUGGCUCUUCUGGAGGUUACCUCGGUGGUGGCUACAGCGGUGGCCAGUCAUCCAAGGGCCACCCCUGCUAA